AUGGCGCCUACAACUGCGCCCACCGUCGCGCCGCGACCAAUAGUUCUUUCAGGACCCUCUGGCACCGGCAAGUCGACACUGAUCAAACGACUUUUUGCGAAAUAUCCCGAUCUAUUUGGCUUUAGUGUCUCCCACACCACUCGACAGCCUCGUCCCGGCGAGCAAGACGGCGUGCACUAUCACUUCACAACACCGGAAGAAUUCGAGAAGAUGGUUGCGGAGGACGCAUUCGUGGAACAUGCCAAGUUCGGGGGAAACUACUAUGGCUCGUCGAAAAAGGCAGUCCAAGAUGUUGCAGAAGGCAAAGGCAAGACCAUUGAUGGGAAGUCAGCCGAAGGAAAGAGAAUAUGCAUCUUCGACAUUGAGAUGGAGGGAGUGAAGCAAGUGAGGAAGAGUCCAUUGAAGCCAAGGAUAUGCUUCAUUCAGCCACCUAGCAUUGAAAUUCUCGAGCAAAGAUUGCGUGGCCGCGGUGACACAAGUGAAGAUGCGAUUCAAAAGCGACUGGCUCAGGCUAAGAAGGAAAUUGAGUAUUGCCAGACCGAGGGGAAGAACGACAAGGUCAUCAUCAACGACGACCUUGACAUCGCGUUCAAGGAGCUCGACGAAUGGGUAACGCAAGACAUUUGA
This is a messenger RNA of Capronia epimyces CBS 606.96, 627 nucleotides long. RefSeq names its product guanylate kinase. NCBI's taxonomy places the organism in Eukaryota, Fungi, Ascomycota, Eurotiomycetes, Chaetothyriales, Herpotrichiellaceae. Gene Ontology annotation, cellular component: cytosol. The record is from RefSeq and is a predicted model, not a curated record. The transcript has a single exon. Gene Ontology annotation, biological process: purine nucleotide metabolic process. Gene Ontology annotation, molecular function: GMP kinase activity. Bases 1 to 627 code for a protein of 208 amino acids.